Messenger RNA from Prorocentrum cordatum, 1768 nucleotides. Lineage: Eukaryota; Dinophyceae; Prorocentrales; Prorocentraceae. The record is from the annotation of a GenBank genome assembly.
CGACGCGCCGUCAGGGUGCCGUCCGCCGGCCGGAAGUUCGCCGACCAUCCGAGCGACCUCGAGGCGACCUCCGAGAUUCCUGCGGCGGGCUGGGCGCAGACCGUGGCGUGCUGCGUCUCCAACGAGCUGUCCCAUAACCAGUCCGCUGGCUCCGAUACUGCGACGGGUGACCUCGGUUUCCAGGUGCUGGCGCCCAGCGACGUUGGGGAGAGGCAGAAGGAGAUGGCGGCCGAGAUCGUCAACGGUCGCCUGGCAUGGCGGGACUACGACAUAUUCAGGCAACGGCCUGCAUGCUUCUGCGACCGCCAGGCAGGGGCCUGUCACAGCGUCCGCGUAUCCGCCCACUCUCUUCAGCGACGCGAACUACCACGCUUCCUGCGAGGGCAUGGCUGCGCGCGAAAUGAAGAAUUUCGUUGGCGACGUGGGCGCUCAGACGUUCUACCAGGGCGUCUACCUGGUGUUCAUGUCGGACUCCCCCGCGGACUCUGCUGUCUUCGCGCUGUGCUUGAGCAGCAGCGGGGGCAUGCUCACGAUAGGCGGCUACAACAGCUCCUUGCACCGCGGCAAGCCCGUCUGGGUUCCGAUGGGGCUCUCCGGGCAGUACUCCGUCGGACUUAGGGGCCUCGCGCUACAGUCGCUGUCGGACGAAGUGAACCUGCAGGUCCGAGAGAGCUUCGGGCGCGCCACCGUGGAGUCCAGCACGGCGCUCACCCACUUCCCGAGGAACGUGUACCUUGCAGUGGCCGCCGGGAUCUCCGCGAUCUGCAACAGGAGCACCGAGCCCUGCGGCACGAGGUCGGGCUCUGACUGCUACUUGGUGGAAGGCCCCACGGACCUGUCGAGAUUCCCGCGGCUGUUCCUGCAGUGGGUUUUCCGAUCGCACGAUACUGGAGUGGCCACGCACAUCCUACAUGGUCUUGCGGGACAUCAAGACCCGGAGGUGGUGCCACGGCUUCGCCGCGAGCCCGACCCACCGGACGGUCCUGGGCGCCACGUGGCUGCUCGACCGGGACGUGGUGUUCGACCUCUCGCGGGGGCGGCUGGGCGUCGCGCCCGCGAAGUGCCCGCAGGGCGAGAGGCAGUCGCUGCCCCAGAACUUGCAGGUGCCGGCAUUUGCGGCUUCAGCGGCUGCGCAGCCGCGCCAGGAGAGUAUGGCGGCGCGGACAGCCAGGUGCUUCUAUCCUCCAUUCUGGUCUGCCUGUCGCUCGUGCUCAUGGUUGGAGGCGUGUGCUGCACGCUCUGCCAUCUCCACGAAGCGGUGGUCGCCAAGCCGCUGCCGAGCAGUGGAUCAGGUGCCGUGGUGCUGGGCAGGCCCCCCAGCCAUGGCAGCGCCGCGCCGGACGACGCCGCGAAGCUGGACGGGCAGCCGCCGCCGCCGGCCGCCGCGGUGACCCUUGAACGGUGGCUCGCAGGUCCCGCCGCCGAGUUCUCCAGCGGGCCCGACAGCAGCAGGCCAGAGGACGCGGGCCGCCUCCUCGAGCCGCUGGCACAGCGGAGGUCGCUUGACCUGGAGCACCUGCAGCUGUCGCCGCCGUCCUGCUUGCCGAUGGCGGCGCUUUUGCCCGACGAUGGGGACGGGUGCUUCCCGCCCGAGGCGCGGCAAAAAUCGGCGGACGAGAGCGCAAUUCGGCACUCGCUUGUGAAACCCGAGCAGUGUUUGUUUGCCACUCUGCUGCUGCAGAAGGCAGUGCCGAAGGGCAGCGCAGGACGAGCUGCGGGGGUGCGCAACGCCAGGUGCGACAACGAUAUUUUGGCGCGGCUCACCUGA